GACUCAAAUAAGUGCACAGCCAGAACAUUGUGUUGAGUUGUUAAUUUGGACAUCCGAGUAAUUUAGCCUCUGUUUUCGGCUGUUGUAAUCGGGAUUCGACAAAUGGGCAGCCUUUCGCGUCUUUCCAUCCAUGGCGAUCUCUGAAAUGGACCCUGAAGAACGAAUGUAGGGAUUCCGUGUGAAUUAGACAAGAAUCCAAAAAUCAGAUAGGCCUGAAGACUUUCGCGAGUUGGUUUGGCUGAUAUUGACGCUGGUUUAAGUAGACUAGUUUGCCGUUUUCGGCUGUAGCCUAGUGGGAGAUUCUAAAGAAACCUCGAGUCACUCAGAUUACACUCAAAGGCUAGAAUAAUGGAGCGUCUUAAAUUAGUCCUGCAAUACUUUCAGUCCAACUCUGAGUCAAUCUCUAACGGAAUCUGUGCUCUUUUGGCGCUUAUCAGUGUAAAACUUUAUACGAGUUUUGAUUUUAACUGUCCAUGCAUGCCUCAAUAUAAUAAAUUAUACGGACUAGGAGUCAUGUUCGUACCCCCGCUCAUAUUGUUCCUACUGGGAGUGCUCAUCAACCGGCACACGGGUGUUAUGAUGGAAGAAUGGCUAAGACCCAUAGGGAAAAGAUCCAAAAAUCCUACUGUGAUCAAACAUUUGUUCUCAGCCAUGAUCCAGAGGAGCCUUCUGGCCCCCAUGGUGUGGAUUCUGGUGACCCUCCUGGACGGGAAAUGCUUUGUGUGUGCAUUCAGCAUGAACGUGGAUCCAAAGUACUUCAGUGGCAUUCCGAACAACACAGGACUGGAGAUGACCAGGAUCCUGGCAAAGGUGCCGUGCAAGGAGGACGCCAUCUUCCAGAACACCACCUUCCGCAAGGCCGUGUCACGUUAUGUCCGCUGCUAUUCUCAGGCAAUAGGCUGGUCCAUUCUGCUGCUCCUGAUACUGGUGGGUGCAGUAGGUCGCGUCAUCAAGCCCUGCUUCAACCAUGCCGGCUUUCUGCAGACGCGAUACUGGAGCAACUACCUGGACAUCGAACAGAAGCUCUUCGACGAGACCUGCGUCCUGCACGCGCGCGACUUCGCCCGCAAGUGCGUCACGCAGUUCUUCGAAGGCCGGCGCGACGACGCCGUGCUGCGUUUGCCGCUGGCCCGCGCCCUCAUCACCCGUCCCUGCCGCCGGGACGAGUUCGGGGAGGAGGACGAGGAGGAGGAGCGUCUCCACGGCAUCACCAGUCAGGACCAGGUGGACCACCUGCUGCACGCCUGGUACCAGAGCAAGCCUGAGCUGGACGUGACCAAGAUGGCCUACAGACCCAGAGCCUGUAUCACCUGGGAAGAUGACCAGGGACGGGCGGUCUUCUCGGAUGUAUAGGAGCGAACGGAUCUGAAGCUCGUUGAAGUUCGUGGAUAUCAAAUGGUGCUUUCCUUCAAAUAUUGCAUUUUAUCAAUCAAUCAAUCAAUCAAUCAAUCAAUCAAUCAUUUUCACUUUCACUUCAACAGACAGCCCAAGUGGUGGGAACAUCACAAAACAACACAAGACAUGAGUUUGCAUCCUAGAGAGAUCACACAGACCAAAAAAGACUUUGGGACUUUGUCUUAUGAUAAAUCUGUCAGAUUGUGAAUAAGUGCCUGCAUUCUUCCAUCACCUUUCUGA
Messenger RNA from Sardina pilchardus (European sardine), 1635 nucleotides. It is a transcript of the gene calhm3, whose product is annotated as calcium homeostasis modulator 3. Gene Ontology annotation, molecular function: monoatomic cation channel activity. The record is from RefSeq and is a predicted model, not a curated record. The transcript is spliced from 3 exons. Gene Ontology annotation, cellular component: plasma membrane. Lineage: Eukaryota; Metazoa; Chordata; Actinopteri; Clupeiformes; Clupeidae. Bases 349 to 1353 code for a protein of 334 amino acids.